Molecule: messenger RNA, 1071 nt
Organism: Gossypium raimondii (Peruvian cotton)
Lineage: Eukaryota; Viridiplantae; Streptophyta; Magnoliopsida; Malvales; Malvaceae
Product: bZIP transcription factor 11-like
Exons: 1
Coding region: 459-932 (157 amino acids)
Biological process (GO): positive regulation of DNA-templated transcription
Cellular component (GO): nucleus
Molecular function (GO): DNA-binding transcription factor activity; transcription cis-regulatory region binding
Source: RefSeq, a predicted model, not a curated record
UUAAAUCCUCUACUUCCUCUCCACUUCCUUUAUAAAUCCUUUACCCACAUUUCCUUUUACCACAGUCUCUUCAUAGUAUCUUCUCAUUUGAUUCAAUCCGAGUUCUGGGUUUAGUUUCUUUAACUUCAAAAUCCAUUACCCAUAUUGGGUUUCUUAGGGUUUUUUGUUUUGUUGUUAUAAAACAAAUCAAAGAUCUUGAUGCUCAACCUUUUUGUGUUAAUGUUUGAGAUUCAUGUUUCCAAUUCUCAGUGAAAUCUUCUUUUCUGGGUUUAUGAUAAAUUCCACAUUCAUACGCAGGACCCAUCUUGUUCAAUCUUUCUCUGUUGUUUUCCUCUACUGGUUAUAUUACGUUUCAUAAAGAAAGAAUCAUCUUUUUUAACUUAUUUAUCUUUACUACUAAGUUUUUUUUUUUUUUAUUUGGGUCCUGCUAUUAUAUAUCAUAAAUAAUAACUCCUACAAUGGCUACAUCCUCGGGUUCAUCAGCAACACAAAUCAACUCGGGCUCAGAAGAAGCAUUAAUGGACGAAAGGAAAAGGAAACGAAUGAUAUCGAACAGGGAAUCAGCAAGGAGAUCAAGGAUGAGGAAACAAAAGCAUUUAGAUGAUCUAAUGACUCAGUUGACUCAGUUGCAGAAACAAAACCAUGAGAUCAUCACAAACAUAAACUUCACCACACAACACCUCUUGAAUGUUGAGUCAGAGAACUCGGUGCUUAGAGCUCAACUCAAUGAACUCACUCAUAGGUUACAGUCCUUGAAUGAAAUCAUCAGCUUCUUGAAUGAUGAUCAUGGCGAUGACGACGACGACGAUGAUAAAACAAGCAUUGACUUCACUCAGCCUGCUGUAGCUGAUAACAUCUUCCUGAAUCCUUUCCAUCUGGCUUACUUGAAUCAACCUAUCAUGGCCUCUGCUGAUAACACGUUUCAGUAUUAAUUUUCUAUAAUGCCACAAUUUUAAUGGGAUUUUUAAUCUCAGUUUAUAUAUAUAUAUAUAUAGUUGUAUAAGCAGUAGUAUGAAAUAAAAUAUGUGAAAAUCAUAAAGCUAUGGUAUGGUUAAUGGUAGAUUUUUUUCA